Messenger RNA from Lottia gigantea (owl limpet), 552 nucleotides. RefSeq lists its product as hypothetical. Lineage: Eukaryota; Metazoa; Mollusca; Gastropoda; Lottiidae. The annotation marks the transcript as partial. The transcript has 2 exons. The record is from RefSeq and is a predicted model, not a curated record.
AUCUAUUGGCCUGACCUAGUUACUAGAAUCUAUUGGCCUGACCUUGAUACCAGAAUCUAUUGGCCUGACCUAGUUACUAGAAUCUAUUGGCCUGACCUUGAUACCAAAAUCUAUUGGCCUGACCUAGAUACCAGAAUCUAUUGGCCUGACCUACCUGACUUUGAUACCAGAAUCUAUUGGCCUGACCUAGUUACUAGGAUCUAUUGGCCUGACCUUGAUACCAGAAUCUAUUGGCCUGACCUAGUUACUAGAAACUAUUGGCCUGACCUUGAUACCAGAAUCUAUUGGCCUGACCUAGUUACCAGAAUCUAUUGGCCCGACCUAGUUACUAGAAUCUAUUGGCCUCACCUAGAUACUAGAAUCUAUUGGCCUGACCUAGUUACCAGAAUCUAUUGGCCUGACCAAGUUACCAGAAUCUAUUGGCCUGACCUAGAUACUAGAAUCUAUUGGCCUGACCUAGAUACCAGGAUCUGUUAUUUUCAUGUAAAAACCAUACAUAGUUUCAUAUGGAUGGACAGAUGCUUGAUCUGGCACCAUAAGACAUCACCUUAA